Molecule: messenger RNA, 9012 nt
Organism: Diabrotica virgifera virgifera (western corn rootworm)
Lineage: Eukaryota; Metazoa; Arthropoda; Insecta; Coleoptera; Chrysomelidae
Gene: S2P
Product: membrane-bound transcription factor site-2 protease
Exons: 2
Coding region: 297-1763 (488 amino acids)
Biological process (GO): regulation of response to endoplasmic reticulum stress; membrane protein intracellular domain proteolysis
Cellular component (GO): cytoplasm; membrane
Molecular function (GO): protein binding; metalloendopeptidase activity
Source: RefSeq, a predicted model, not a curated record
ACAAAUCAACAAAAUGACAUAAGGAGUGAAGUCAACUAAAUCUCGGCUUAAUUUAUGCAUUGUCGAAAUGUCAAUUUUAAUUAAAUACGAAUGUCUGAAUCACAAGUCUAGACAAGACCAUAAAGAACCAUUUAUCUACUUCUUUUUUAUAAAAGACAGCUAACCCUUACUAACCAACAAAUUUUGCCGGAAAGGAAAAAAAGAAGAUUCUGUUAAACAAAAUAAUAAACAGCAAAACAGAGAACUAAAAAUAAAUAAACUGGAUAUUAUAAAAAUUAUGAAAUGUUAAAAGAAAAAUGGAUAUAAUUACCGCUCUUAUUGUUAUAGCUGUGAUUUAUGGAGUAUUGCUAUUCUUUGACAGUUUUUUUAAGACAUGUGCUCAUUAUCCAUAUUUACGUUUCCUGGAAGGAACAGGAUUCAAAGUAAAAUUUCUGAGCAUCACUUGGCAGACCAGAGCUUUCAACAGAACCUUAAUAAGAUUGGGCACAAGUAAUCCCCGUUUCUGGAAUAUAUGGUUUAGCUUAGGUCUCCAUCUAAGCCUGAUACUCUUACCAGUCUCAGUUCUUAUGUUAUUUUACAGCAUAUCCCAAAAUUUUGUUGCUAGUGACAAACAGGAUACAAGAUUUGUGAUCGAACCAGUAGUACCAGGAGUAAACUUACCAGCUUCAGAGCUGGGAUAUUAUGGAGCUACUCUCAUUGUAGCCAGUAUAGUCCACGAGCUAGGCCAUGCUCUAGCUGCCGUGAUGGAAGAUGUAAGCAUAUUGGAAGUUGGUGCUAGCAUAUUUUUCGUACUUCCUGUUGCCUACGUAAAUUUAGCUACAGAUAAACUAUUUAAGAUAGAGAGGAAAAAAACUCUUCAAAUACUUUGUGCAGGUGUUUGGCACAAUGUUGUUCUUUCAGCGGCUGCUUUCGCUCUUUAUUUAAUACUGCCAAUACUAUUUAGCAGUACCUUUUAUGUAAAUAAGGGAAUAUCUGUUACAGAGAUUGCGAAGAAAUCACCUAUUAUGGGCGCUAAAGGAUUAGCAGUAGGUGAUGUAGUUUUUAAAAUAAAUGAUUGUAAAGUAACAGACGAAAACAGUUGGUAUGAAUGUUUUGGAGAAAUAAAAAAGCAUCAGAUGGCGCUUUGUAUCGAUACUGAUUUAAUACAUAAUUUAGACGAAAGCGUACCACUGAAGCACUCAGAAAACGGAAAUUUGGACUGUUGUGAUGGUACUAAGUUUGAAAAUAUAUGUUUUGAGUACUUGGAUAGUAAUGAUGGAAUAUUAGAAUUGCCAAGUCAUGCUUGUUUGCCUGCUCGAAAAAUCGUUGAGGAAUCUCCACAUAUUUGUACUACCUUUCCUCAUUCUUGCCCAUCAAAUACUUACUGCUUCAGACCAAUACCCGGAAAUUAUACAUAUUUGAUUAAGCUUACAUGCAAAAAUAAAAUGGUUAUAUAUUUAGGACAUCCUGCAGAUAUAUACAGGACAGUAGAAGUUUCUUCGUAUAUACCUAAAUUUAUUUUUACCACCCCGACAUUGCCGGACACAAUAACUAAAUUUACAAAGUAUUUAACUAUCAUAUCUUUGGGAUUAGCGAUAGUUAACAUAGUACCGUUCAUGUAUAUGGAUGGGCAUUACAUAUUAGAAGUGUUGGGCUAUAUGCUGCUAAGGAAAAAAUUAGGAAAAAUUAGGUAUAAAGUAAUAGUAGCAGUAAUAACAGCCUUCUUUACAAUAAUUCUGGCUGUUCAUUGUGUUAUGUUCCUAUAUAGAAACGUUUUUAUGUGAUUUAUUAAAGUAAUAUUAAUUUAUCCCAUGAAUGACUAAACAUUAUUAAAACACACAAAAUUAACCGAACACUCUAAAAAUGGGACAUAUCAGAUGUCUCUAAUUUCCUAAACUUGUCCGAUUUGAGUGAAUUUUUAGUAUGUUAUAGCCUAUUGUUUACGAAAAUCGUUGUAAUAAUAUUGUUGCUAGACAGGUAAGUGUCAUUUUAUACCGGGUGUAACAAUCAUACUGUGUUUUUUCCUUAAAGGUCGGAACAGCUUGUGGAAUAUUCUAGCAUAUAAAAAAUAUUGAAAUUAAAACCCAAUUCUAGCCUUAGGUUUUCUUAAAAUUUUGAUUUUCAUUCACUUCGACGCUGCCAAGCCAAAACGGCAUAAACGCCAAAAUGAGCACUUUUUAGUUAGCUGCACGAAAAAAUAGGAUUUUAAUUUCCGCACCAGACAGUCAACGCGGAAUAACCGCAGACAAAGUGAAAUAGGUGUAAUAGAGGUUUAAAAUUUUUAUAAACGCCAGCCUAGUCACGCACGUGAACACCGAUUGACAUAAUCGCCAGUGCAAGUAAGAUUACCAUUGUGUACAGUUCGGUCCAGUCAUAAUAGUAAAGGUACGUAUUUUUACAAUGUUUAUGGAUAAGUAACAUGAUAUUACUUACCUUUGCAAUAUUUUCAAUUCGUAUUGAUUUUUGAAGCGUAAACACACUGAAUUUCUUUAAAUAUUAUGAGGCGUUUAUGCCAAAACCACAUAUUUACAUUCCUCAAUGGUAUUCUUAUGCAGGUUUCUUAUUUAAAUAUUGCGCAAAUAAAAGGUUUAUUUUAAAAUUUUCUAUUGUAACUUUGUACUAGUGUGAUGAACAAUUCAUUUUGUAUUACAGCAUAUAAUUCAAAUCAAUUUUAUAUAGCUAAAAAUGGCGAUCGAUUUUUGGCGUUUAUGCCAUUUUUUGUUGCAGAUGAAUAGCAGAAGUAAAAAAAUAACGGCCUUACUAAAUGAAAAUAAAACAUAUACCGAAUCAUUACAAAAUGAUUAUACUGACUGACAAUAAUUCCCCUUAGAGGUUUAUGACAUUUAUAAUGCCAACAUUGCAGAAGCUUUUAGCAAUGACAUUAUCAUUUUUGAGGAACCACCAGACGUUGCAGUAGAAGAAGAAAUAUUUAGUCACGAUCUCACAUCAUGUUUCAACUUAGCAGCAGAUAAUGGUUUGGGUGCCGGUAUAAGUAAUGAUCAAAAUAAGGAAAAUACAAGCAAUCAAAUCAAUACGGAUGUUGAACCAAAUAUUGACAGUGAUUAUGAAUUAGAACCCGCUAUUAUUAGAUAUCCGCUUCUAUUUGCGAAUUAUUUAAUUUAAGGAUUUCAUCCUAGCACCAAAAACACCAAGAAUUUAGGGUUUUGUUUUUAACUUAGAAUGUAUUUUUGAUUAAUAAAAAAUAAAGCAUAUCAAAAAUCUUCGUAAUUUCAUAAUUUUUCUUGUUGGCAUAAACGACAAUUUUUAAUUUUCGUUUUUUUUUUUCAUUAAUGGCAUAUAUCUCUUUUAAGCGCCAUAUUGGCUAACUUUACAACGAUGCCAUCGACACAAACGCCAUAGGUAAGUUUGGCAUAUUCACCAAUGUUAUAUCUUGAUUGGACAUAAGCGCCAUUUUCUAGUUUUUAAUUUAUUUCAGACAGUAUUUUCAGCCACAUUAAUGUUCACAAUAUAUUAUAAUUUGAAAAGUCACUGUGCAGAUAAGCAGAAUUGGUAAAAAUAAAAAUAAUCAGUUUUUUGUGUUUCCUGAAAAAUCAAGUUAAUGUCGCUUAUGCCGUUUUGGCUUGACAGCGUCGACUUAUGUUCGAUAAUAAAAGAGGUAUGUACUUUUAUAUUACAAAUGAGGUAUGCUAUUUGGUCUUGAUCAAUAUCAUUCCAAAUUUCGAGAGCUACUGUUUCUAUCUAUUGUACGGUUCUAGAAGGUGGCAAACGCUGUCGUAGUGUUCUGCCAAUUAUGUCACACAAAUGUUCGAUUGGGUUAAGAUCUGGACUAUACGAUUGCCAAUUCAAAGUCCGAAGAUUUACCCGUAAUGAGACUAACAUUUUUUUACAAAAUUUCGCCCCGGAAGCCCCCCUUUCAUCCCAUUAAAGGGAGUAAUUUGUGGUUUUUGCGAAACAUAGCCCUUCCUGUACGUUUUGCAAAAAAUUUACUUAGUAGUAAAAUAAAGAGGACUAUAUUUCCUACUAUUUAUUUCCCGACAGCAUAUGUCUAUCACACUAUCACCCACCGUUUAGAGGGGGUGGUGCCUUAAAGUUGACAAGUUUUUAAAAAAGAUGUUUAAAAAAAUUAUUUUUCCACCUACCUCUACCGAAAGUAUACUUUUCCGGACCUGAUUGUAGGGAGCAAAGUUGUACUUUUCCUCCCUAGGGAGGAAAAUAUUUUUCCUCCCUAGGGAGGAAAAGUAAAAGUGACGUCAUAGUAUUUCAUUCAUGAAAUAUAACUUAUUGACGCCCUGUAUAAUAUCUAUUUUCUAUUACGAAGUAUCUAUACAUUUUAACGUUUAUUUAUAAAACACCCUCUAUUUUGCAGAAUGGUAAAAAACAGUAAAUUGUUAUUUUGAUUUAACAAUGUUUACAUUAAUAAUUUGACUUAUAUUUGACAGUUGACAGUUACAUUGUACCUACUUGUUGUUUUAGUUCUAAUAAAUUUUGUUGGUUAGUUACAUAAAUAAAUUAAGUAAAAAUGAAAAAAUUACUUGUUAUUUGAGGAAGGUGGAAAAACCAUAUGUAUAACAUGGGAGUAAAGUGCCUUUUCCUCCCUUGAAUGAUUACUGCCCUCCGCUACGCGUCGGGCAGUAAACUUCAUUCUCGGGAGGAAAAGUUACACUUUCCUCCCUUGUUAUACAAAUAGCUAUUUCUCUAACUGUAAUGGAAAUCAAGAAAAUACCCUGUGGUAAUUAAUCACAAAUAAGUGGCUGAUUUUUUGGUAUACGUUUCAUUUAAGGGCAAUCGCCCAUUUUUUAAUUACAGGGGGUUAACAUUUUAAAAAAUCCCUUUUUAUACCAUCUGAACCGCUUAUGUUAGAGUAAAAAAACUUUUAGCGAUUAUCCAUGUACUGGUGCUAUUUACAAAUUUGUAUAAUGCGCCCCAAUUUUUCGCCGGAACCACCCCAAAAAAAGGAGAAUUAAUAUAGAAAGUGAUUUUCUUAGAAUCCUUCACACACCAUGCCCUUUAUUAAAAUACUUCAUAUAUCAUUUUAUUCACGUUCUUAUUACCCAUGCAUGGACACCAAAAACGAUUUCUUGAUGCAAUCCCUGUAGCCAAAAAAAUAAAAAUAAAAAGGGUGGUUGAAAAAAAAAAGUUUUUUUGCUUUUUUACCCAUAUGGGCAUAUGCUCCAUCAAUAGGGUUUUUCAUAAGUAUAUAUGGUUAUUGCAACAUCCCUGCGGAAACUACCCUAUCCGUGAAAAUAAACUGCAAAAACUACCCCUAUCCCUUGGCGAGCAUGUUUUUACGAUUUUCUCAUUACCUAUGUAUUUUUUUAAGCAAAACUUAUACAGAAUUAAAGACCACUAUUUUCUCUACAAAUAAGGUCCUAUGCAUUUUUUUCGUAUAAGCAACCGUUGCGGCACAGUGGCGCCUUAAACCUCAAAAAUGCUUUGGCGGGCUCCAGUUUCUGUUUUUUUAUUCGUCACCUAUUCAUUUUAUUGAUAACGUACUUAUGGAAAAUAAAAGAACACACUGUCUGCUACACAUUAUGAUCUAUGCAUAUUUUACUUUCUCUGCACCCUAAAGCCACAAUGGUGGCCCAAAAUAAAUUUUUGAUUAUUUUCUUUAUUAAUUCUCCUUUUUUUUUUGGGUGCUCCCUGGGAAAAUAUGGGGAUGCAUUAUACAAAUUUGUAAAUAAUACUUGUACAUGGGUAAACGCUGAACGUUUUUUUACUCUAGCAUAAGCGAUUCAGAUGGUAUAAAAAGGGGUUUUUAAAAUGUAACACCCUGUAAUUAAAAAAUGGGCAAUUGCCCUUAAGUGAAACCUAUACCAAAAAAUCAAUCAUCUAUUUGUGAAUAAUCUCCGCAGCAUUUCUUUUUAAUUUCCGUUACAGUUAGGGAAAAAUAUAUUUUUUUUAAAAACAUCUUUUUUAAAAACUUGUCAACUUUGGGGCGCCACCCUUGCUAAACGGUGGAUGAUAGAGAGAUGCUGUCGGAAAUAAAUCGUAGAAAAUAUAGUCCUCUUCAUAUUUCUAUAAAAGAUUUUUUACGCUAGCAUAAGCGGUUCAGAUGGUAUAUAUAAAAAGGGGCUUUUUAAAAUUUAACACCCUGUAAUUAAAAAGUGGACAAUUGCCCUUAAAUGAAACCUAUACCAAAAAAUCAGCCACUUAUUUGUGAUUAAUUACCACAGGGUAUUUUCUUGAUUUCCAUUACAGUUAGAGAAAAAUAAUUUUUUUUAAACAUCUUUUUUAAAAACUUGUCAACUUUGGGGCACCACCGUUCUAAACGGUGGGUGAUAGACAUAUGCUGUCGGGAAAUAAAUAGUAGGAAAUAUUUUUACUCUUUAUUUUACUAUUAAGUAAAUUUUUUGCAAAACGUACAGGAAGGGCUACGUUUUGCAAAAACCACAAAUUACCCCCUUUAAAGGGAUGAAAAUGGGGGUUCCGGGACGAAAUUUUUUAAGAAAAAGUUUCAUAAUAAGCACCCCUUGAUAUAACAAAAAAAAAAAUAAAACCGGACUUGUGUCCAUUUUGCGAGGUUCAACCUCUAUUUCCUACACUAAUAUUCGAUUACAGUUUGUGAACGUGAGGUCUUGCAUUAUCGUGCAUUAGUAAAAGAUUGUUACCAAUAUAAGGAGCCGAUAGCAUGGUAACUAAGUCCUUCGCUAUGUAAGAUCACUGCUUGAACACACUGAACAUACUAAAAAAAUCACUCAAAUCGGACAACAGGUUUAGGAAAUUCGAGACAUCUAAGAUGUCUCAUUUUCAAGGUGUUCCGUUAAUUUUGCCGCUGUGUGUAUAAUUAAACGUUUUGUAAAUGUUUUUAAGUAUAUGGAUACAUCACAAAAUUAUGUGAAAAUAACUUAUAUCGCGAACUCAAUCGACUGUAGGUGGCAGUGCAGUUGCAUGAAAACGGCCGAUGUAAUUGGGAUAACAUAUUUUGGUAUAAUUAAUAUUGUUAUUGACGUAAUUAAUUAAUAUAAAUAAAUUAUUCAUUAAAUGAACACAUCCGACAAGCUUUGAUCCGACGUUGAUACAUAGGUCAACGGAUGCUUUGUUUAUAUUUUCAUCCCAAUUCCUCUAGUUCCAAAUAAGCGGCAGUACCCUUGCUUGAGCUCGCGUCUAGGUAUUGAAAAGUGACUUCUGUAUAAUGGUACUUAGCUGAUCUACAUAGUAAGCAAAAAAUAUGUAUAUAAUCUUUAUGAAAAGAUAUGUGUACUGGGGCUCCUGGUUAUAUUAUUGAGAUCAACUAUAUUUUGCUCCCUUCCACAGGCACUCAAUAGUCCUUACCACCUCAGUAGUCCUUUUUUUGGUAUACUUGUUAAUCUGUUUCUCUCUGAACACUUUCUGACUUAGUAUUUGGUGCAAUACAGAGUUUGCGACUGUUGUAUUUCGAUUCCUGUUGUAUUUUUAGUUUAAGGAGAGAGGAGAACAACCCAAAUAGUUGCUGAGUAGGUGCCACCAAAUACUAUAGACUGUAAUACAUACAACUCUUGACAUUUCCCAUUACAUUUGAGGAAGCAAAAAAAUAGCGCCCUCCAGCGGUCUUGCGGUGAUAACCAGAGCAAUCUAACCUUACAUUUAUAAAAUUGCUUUAUUAUUGUUUUUGUAUAAGUGUUUGAACUAUUUUUAUUUUAAUUUAAUUUAGCAAAAUUAGCUCGUUAUUCAAAAAUUAAUAAAAUUCAUUUGAAUGUUUACGUCAAAGUUUACGUUGUCAAAACGUAGUUUCACCGCAAGCCGACAGUGGCAAGGUGCUUCGCGUGCUUCCAGAUUUCUGUGGGAGUUGGAUGUAUUACAGUCAAUAGUAUUUGGUGCCACAGAGUGUGUUGCCAUGACGUAAAAUCAUAGUUCAAGUUCAAAAAUCACGUAACAUUAUCUUCAACAAUGUAACAUUAUAAUAGCUUUACACCGUUUACGGGCAUUUCACCCAGUGUAUUUUUAGUGGCUUAACUAUGUAUACCUUGUAAUCAGCACUGAUGAUGGAAUUAUCAUUCCGAAAACGUUCUGUGAUAUAGCCCGAAUGGGUAUUUUUAAUAAUUAUACCUUUUAUAAUAAAGGAUUUUUUAAUAACAUGUUUGUGAUUUAUGGUAUACAGCCGACUACAGGAAAUUAAUUUUCUUGUGGAUUUAAUAAAAGAUUUUCUGAGAUAAUCUUUUUUUCAUGUUUCAAGAGGGGGUUAGGGUCGAUUCAGAACCGCUGUAGUUUGUGACUUUUGACCACCCAUAAGCCAGCUACAGGACUGGGUAGGUACAAAACGGCAAAUUUUUUGGGGAUAUAUAUCUUCGGUUCAAGGAGAAACAGGAAAACCGCAAAUACGCCAACCAAAUGGUGCCUAAGCGGUCAGGAUUAGACAUACGCACGGCUCAGUAUAGCCGAAAAACUAAACUUUGAAAAUUUUGGUUUUUCGACAAUUACUCAAAAUUUCAACUUACGAAUUGUGCCAAUAACUGAGCGUUUAUAGGAGUACUCUAGACGCGUCAACAGUGUAUACCUCUAAUACCUCAUAUCUGGGAAAAUUCAGUGUGUAAGUUAUAGGUAGGCUUUAUGAGUGUGAUCAAAUCUAUUUUCUAUGGAAAAAACGGGUUUUCAAGCUCAAUAAUUCCUGUAAUACCUUCAGAGUUAUCAUAUUUGACUUUGGAUGCAUCAGAUACUACUUAUCAAUACAUUUUCGCGCCACGUAAUAUUCUUAUCAGCUAUUUUGUAGCUGGAAUAUUGUGUGCGCCACUCAUUUUUACGGCGUUGUAGCGGUUUUUUAUUCUUGUUGUUUAUUUAACAAUAAAAAGUCAUACCAAUAAAACAGGAGCGUCAUUUGAAAUUUUGUUUGGGGGGGGGGCAAGCACUAUAGAUACAAUACAUUAUAUAUGAUGUAAUGAUGAAUAUUGAUGUAUUUUUUGUAAAUUUCAGUCAUUUUCAUGGACAGGGGGGGCAAAUGCCCCCCCCCUGGACGCCUAAAUGACGCCCCUGCAAUAAAAUAGAUAUAAAAUGUUUAGUUUUUGACAUUUUAGACAUUCAUGAGUGAAACAUUUUUGUACAUUAUAUUACAAUAUAUUAUAUACAAUAAGUAUAAUAAAUUAUUUUGCUAAAUUUAAA